GGGACACAGUGAUCGUGUCCGGGCGGAGGCAGGGACAGUGAUCGGACAGAGGAGGAGGACUCUGAUCAACACUCAGACGGGACACUCAGCGGUUCAGAGUUACGAUGGCGUCUCACAGGCUGAGCGGCUCUCCGGACGUCAGGAUACAGAGGAGCUACACGCAGCAGCAGAGUCCCAGAGGCAGCCAGGACAACUUGUUUGGUGUCAGGGUGCAGAUACAAGGGAUUAAAGGUCAACCCUACGUGGUACUGAACAGCUCUGGCCAGGAGAUCCACCGGGACGUCUCCAUCAUCACUCACCAGGCGGGGUACAACCCUGGAAUGACGAGGAGGUCUGUGGAUGAAAGACGCUCUCCCUCUGAGUUACAAAAGACUGAAACCUCCUCCGCGUUUCAUUAUCAGAAACACCCGGAGAUUCUGAGACCUUAUGACCCUGAAAGUAAUGACCUAAACGUAGUCCUUCCUUCAACAGCGUCAGUUGCUCGACCUGGACAGCUAAACACCGGCCCUCUUCCUGAGACUGUGAACAAACCCAGGAUCCCUCUUCCUGCUGAGGCCCCAGUGGGAGACCAAAGUGAUAUGACACCUCCCUCAGGUAGACAAGUUCCUGCAAGGUCCCCAAACUCAGUGGAAACAGAGUCCUUCAUAUCUGUUGGGAACUUAAUAAGCCGGUUCAACAGCAACCAGCGGAGGGGAAGGGGAGGCCCGAGGAACAGGUUGGACCCAGAGCAGUGUCGAAGGUCACGCAGCGUGGACAGCGGUCGAAACUCAGACUCCUCGUCCUCCUCCUCUUUCACCAGCAGAGCUUCAUCUCUGAAGGGCGUCAGGGGCGAGACCCCAGGUGGGAUAUAUCCUCCGGGGUCAGCCAGGGCGAGACUCCUCGGCGGAGAAGCCUCUUUGGCAAGGGAGGAGAACAAGCCCAGCACAAUGCUUAAAGAAUAUCAUGGAAAAGAGACGAUGUCUCCACAUGCUUCAAGAUUACUUCACAGAGCAGAGAAACCCUCAAUCCCCAGAUCAUGUAGUGACCCGACGGAUAACUCUGAUGAAAGAGAUGCACAGGUCACUCCUGAUCUUCUGAAAGGACAGCAAGAGCUCUCAGUAGACCCACCGGAGGACGCAGCAAAACAAAUCCUCUUCACUUACCUAAAGGAUGGGACGACUGAUGAUGACUCCACCACUCAGAAGAAAGUCCACCAGCUGCUUGAAAAGGUCAACAAGAUCAAGUGGAAGUCUGCUGAAAAUGUGGAGGGGGAGAAAGACUAUGCAGUUGAGGUAAAGUUUUUGCAAGAGAAACAGGCAGCGCUGGAGAAAGAAUUGUCUGACUUAAAGCAACAACUGGAAACAGAGAUUAAGAAUGAAAAGACUCUGGCCAAGGCUUGUGAAAAGGCCAGAACAGAGAAGAAGAAACUUCAGGAAGAGUUGGCUAAAAGUCAGGAGGAGCUCUGCAAACUCAGCAAACGACUGGCAAAGAUCGAGGCCGAACUUCAGUCUACCACACAGGAGCUGACUCACAUGAAGGCAGAGAGAGAGAGAUCUAAGACGGAGAUGAAAGACCUUCAGCAGCAGCUCUCUGAGAUGCACGAUGAGCUGGACCAAGCCAAGAAGGCCGAGGAGAUAAACACAGAGAAAGAAGUCCUUCUGGAGGAAAUGGCGCAGCUGCGCAUGGAUUUUCAGGAGAUGCUACAGGUGAAGGAGGAGCACGAGGAGGUGCUGCACCACAGGGAGAGGGAGCUCAGCGCGCUGAAGGGGGCACUCAAAGAGGAGGUGGAGACUCAUGAUACAUACAUGGCUGCUCUGAGGGAUGAAUAUGAAAACGAGCUUGAAAAGCUGCUCAGGAAUUUAGAACUGACUAAAGAGAGCAGUACUCAGCUGGGUCAAAUGAAGGUCGAAGCAGAGGAGGAGAGAGGAGUAGCUGAGGUGCAGUUGAGGGAGCUGGGCCAGGACAGAGAUCAGCUGAGAGGAAAGGUGCAGGAGCUGAACAACAAGAUGGAUCAGCUGAGUCAGGCAAUCCAGGAGUCAAAAAGCACAGAGAGGCUGCUGGAGCAAAGAGCAAAGCAGCUGGAGAGGGAAAAGCAGCAGGUUGAGGAAGCGCUGAACGAUGUGAGGAGGAACGAGGAGGAGAUGUGUCUGUCUAACCAGUCGCUGCUCACUCGCUUGGAAGACGUGCAGAGUAAGAUGACCAAACUAAAUCAUGACCACAGGGACCUGAAGGAGAAGCUCAAGGAGGAGAGGAAACAAAUAGAGGAGCUGUGGAAGACAAAAACUGAGCUAGAAGAUGAGAGAAGGCUGCAGGACAGGAAUGUGGAGCAUCUGCAGAGGAAGAUGAAUAGCAUUAUGGAGGACUGCGAGGCGUCUACAGAUAUACUUCAGAACCAGGUCGAUGAGGCCAGAGAGAAGAAUCAGAGGGAGUUGGACGAGCUGCGGAGACAGCUGCAGGAAAAGGGAGCAGAGCUGGAGAAAUCCCGACAGGCAGCCAAAAAACUUCAGGAAGAGCUGCUUCCUCUAGAGGAGGAUCUGCGUCGGUGUCGCCGGGAGCAGCAGGAGGCCCAGCUGAGGGGCCGGCAGCUGGAGCAGAAGGUGGAGGAGCUGGAGGAGAAGAACACAGCCACAGUGGGGGAGCGAGACCGCCAGGUCAAACUCAUGGAGGGACGUAUCGGCCAACUAGAAGAAGAUCUUAAUGAUGAGCGCACCAGUGCUGACCGCCUGAUGGAACGAUUAGACAAAACCAAAGAGCAGAUGGAUCAGAUGAGGAGCGAGCUGAUGCAGGAGAAAUCAGUCAAGCAGGAUCUGGAGUGUGACAAGAUGAGCCUGGAGAGACAGAAUAAAGACCUGAAGAGCAGAGUGACUCAUCUGGAGGGAUCGCAGAGGACCAACCAGGACUCACUCGUCUCCAAACUUAACAGCCGCAUCCAGGAACUUGAGGAAAGGUUGCAAGGAGAAGAGAGAGACAACAACAGCCUGCAACAAACGAACCGUAAGCUGGAGCGCAAGGUGAAGGAGAUGAAGAUGCAGACGGACGAGGAACACAUCAACCUGCAGAGCCAGAGAGACCAGCUGACUCAGAGACUGAAGACGGCGAAGAGGCAGAUGGAUGAGGCGGAGGAGGAGAUUGAGCGUCUGGAACACGCUAAAAAGAAGCUACAGAGAGAACUGGACGAGCACAUCGAGGCCAACGAGCAGCUUAAUGGCCAACUGAGCUCACUGCGGAACGAGAUGAGACGUAAGAGGAAAUCGCCUCCUCUCAUUAAAGUCGUGGAGGACGACGUGAAGGACCUGGAUGACUUGGGAUCUGAUUGACUGACGUGUGAUAAAAAAAGAGAAAUGCUGUCCAACAACAAUUUCUGGACAUUAUUAAGAAAUGUUGGACCUACUAUGAAGAAUUCCUUGAUAUCAUAACUCAACAUUAUUCUAUUAACAUACUCAGGUUUGGUUUCAUAAUGUUUCCAGUUGUGAAUAGUGUGGCACCUUGCCAAGUCUGACCUCUUGUGGCAAAAUGUAUAACUACAAUACCUGACAAAAUACAAAAUGCAACUGACAAAUUUGCUUAUGUACCUGUACUUAAAUUGAUUAAUGUGUUCCCUAAGUUAUUCCUUUUUGUUGUGUGAUGCUGUAAUAUCAUGCAAACUGCUAAUCUUAAACCAAUGAAUAAAUGUGUGUAAGAUA
Molecule: messenger RNA, 3662 nt
Organism: Cottoperca gobio
Lineage: Eukaryota; Metazoa; Chordata; Actinopteri; Perciformes; Bovichtidae
Product: cingulin-like protein 1
Exons: 19
Coding region: 105-3296 (1063 amino acids)
Biological process (GO): protein localization to cell-cell junction
Cellular component (GO): bicellular tight junction; myosin complex
Source: RefSeq, a predicted model, not a curated record